AUGAAGACAUCAUCGAGUACCCCACGCAUCCGCAAGAAGAGGAUUCCGGCUAAAUGCGAUGGUAAGAGACCAUGCUCACGAUGCAGCGACCUGAAGAAGAUCUGCACUUUUAUUGAUCCUCCCAAACAGGCUCAUGAGAUCCGGAUAGAGGAGCUUGAGCAACAGGUUGCGGCGCUCAAAGAUAGGCUUCGAGCGGAUGCAUUGGCACAAAGCACUCAAGCAGAGACCGGCUUCCAGCACACCAGCCAGCCAGGCAUUGGCGACACCCCAAUCUCAUACUCACCUCGGGCCACUUUUGUCAGCCCCGAUAGAGUCGCCUCAGCAUUCUGCAUACGUUCAUCACACACCCAAUCACCGACCAAUACGACACUUGCCAGAAAACACACCAGAUCUCACUUUGAGAUUGGGUCUGUGACAUUACCAGAUUGCCUGGAUGCUGGCCUGCUAAGUCUCGAGCAAGCUCGUCACUACUUCUCCAUCUUCUUCCAAGGAUGUGACCACUUUGUUCCGGUGCUCGAUCCUCGCUAUGACUCAUUCGAAAGCAUUCGCGCAAGAAGCAGUCUCCUGUUUGGGGCAAUAUGUGCAGUUGGCUGCCGCGUUGUGACGGGGUCUGAAACCCAGCAAUGGCAUAUGCUCGAUUUCCAUGUCAAGAGGAUGCUGACUUGCGCCCUGGCCAGUCCGUCCAUGGCCUCACUCGAGACUAUUCAGGCACUGUUGGUCCGCUCGUGCUAUGCAUCAGAGAGGUCUCUCCUUGUCGCAGCUGCAACGCGCAUGGCUAUCGAUUUGGACUUUGCAAGUUCCUACGAUGAGAUGGUCAAUCGGUCUGUGGCCCCGGCAGCACGGGGAGUAUCCUCGGCAAGUCUGGAUCAAGAUACAAUCACCUUGAUGCGAAGAGUGAGGACAUGGCUCCAUCUGUUUGUGUUGGGGCAAAUAUUGCAUGUCGAUGCUGCUGACCUGGCGACCUUCAAGUUUGUUGGGGAUUUACGGAGAUGCCGCAUUAUACUGAAGAGCCCGGCCGCAACUGAGCUCGAUCUGUCCUUGUUCUCCCAAGUCGAGCUCAAUGCUGUCCGUGGCAGGAUCUAUGACUCGUUGUCUGGCCUCGUGGGAUUCAGCGAUGAAGACGCAAUGAUGGACGUCGUUCGCGAGGCAAAGAUCGACAUUGCUCUAUGGUAUGAUGAUUGGGAGCACAUCUUCGAGAAGCAAAGCGCUCAAGCGCCAUGGCUUGGUGUCAACUUGCGCGCACAAAAAUGUUGGUCAGAGAACAUGGCCUUUUGCCGAGUCCUGCGGGCGUCUGGUGUCGAGAAUGUGGACUUCAUGUCGCCCGCUCAAAAGUCAGUUGUCGCCAUGGCAAAAGAUGCCUUGGAGGAGCACCUGGAUAUCAUGAUCAGAGAGCCGAGGCUCUAUUUACGCAAUCUGCGCUUCGCAAUGGACUUUGUCUGGGCAAAGUGCGCAUUUUGCUACUUACUGCUGCUCAAACUUUCCAUUCUGUUGCCGGAAAGUAAGGGGCGCAGCAGUCGAGAGCUUGUAGAACACGGCAAUAUCCUCCUGGCCGAGCUAAGUGAAGCCAGCGGAGGGAAUCAUAGCGGAAGCCGGAGCAGCACUGGAAAACAGUAUCUUCAGCUUCUACAGGUGGGGAUCGGGAAGUUCAGCUGUGCCACCCAGGAAGCCCACGAAGUACUUGCGAGCACGGCAAAUGACGACAGUUUUGCAACUGCUCGACGGACGCCUACAUUGGCAACACAGAAUCGAAUGGAGCUGGACUCGUUUGUUCCGGAACAAUUCGUCUUUGAGUGGGAUUUCCCUGGGCUGACGUUGUUUUCCUCAUCGGCGACCAGGGUUUCGUGGCUUGAUGAUAUCCUUGCAGAGGCACUCAACGGGAGUGAGGAUGCAUUUGUUUGGUUACCAACAGACAAUGACAACUGA
Trichoderma reesei QM6a is the source of this 1923-nucleotide messenger RNA. RefSeq lists its product as uncharacterized. Gene Ontology annotation, biological process: regulation of DNA-templated transcription. Gene Ontology annotation, molecular function: transcription cis-regulatory region binding; zinc ion binding; DNA-binding transcription factor activity, RNA polymerase II-specific. The record is from RefSeq and is a predicted model, not a curated record. The transcript has 4 exons. Gene Ontology annotation, cellular component: nucleus. Bases 1 to 1923 code for a protein of 640 amino acids. NCBI's taxonomy places the organism in Eukaryota, Fungi, Ascomycota, Sordariomycetes, Hypocreales, Hypocreaceae.